AUAUGAGGCUCAACAUGUGCUGGUUUAUAGCCCCUCGGGCUAAAUGAAUUUUAAAGGAACCCUCCAGAGGCAUGACCCCCGUGUCCUCAGAGGCAAGCACAGCCAGGCUCCCCUCCUUGCUUAGGGGGGGCCCCCUGGAGGCCCCUUGAUCCCUCACUCUGGGACCAAUAGAGACGCUGCACCUGUAUCCAGUGCGCCUGUCCCGUUCGGAAGAAAGUUGGCGGCGCAAUGGUUACGCUGCGUGCGUCUCAAGGGCAAAGGAAGCGAGGAAAGCGAUCACAUUAACAAAUGUAGAGUGCUGCACCUUUCCGCGGCUCUUUCUGGCUCUGUCUGUGUCUCUGUGUGUGCGGACUGCCCUGCUGCUGCUGCUGCGCUGCCUCAGCCGCAGAUGCACUUCCAUGUCAGAGGAGGUUCGGGAUUAUAGGGGUUAUUUAUAAGGAGGUAAUUUUAAAGAAAGAGAUGCGCCUGGAGAGGAGACGUCACAUUUUAAUUUGGAGCGACAGUGUAGUGAAAGCGUGACCGAGUCAGAGGAGAGGAAUAUGCAGCGCUGUUCCUCAGCACGGCGGAUCUUCACCGGAUAAAACGUCCUAUUCCUGGAUGAUGCAGUUUUUUGUGUGUGUGUUCCUUAUAGACACGCCAGGAUUUUCUGAUCGCUCCACGUUUCAGCGGGAAUCUGUAUAAUCCUUCCGUCACGCCACGCCGGCUGGAACCCCCCACAUCAUCACUGGCUUCAAGGGAUCAGAGCCAAACGGGACUGAUUAAAGAAACGGGCUUAAUUUAAAGUUCAUUCAUUUUUCAAGACAAAGGCCCGAAUCUGCUGCUGUGCUCCCAAGGUUAUACAUUAAAAACACACAGAGAGAGGCACACUCCGUCUGUGCUGAACUUACUUUAGUCUGGAAACUGAUCCUGGGUAUGUUUCUGCUCUAAUUCAAGCCCAAAUGCAAGAAAGCAAAGUUGAUAUUCCAGCAUUGAUGAUGCCACCCUGGGAGCGCUUUCAAGGAAGGGAGACUGGAGAAUGAAAGCGGGACAUCUGCGUCUGUAACCGGCGAAGAAAGCCAACACAAGCCACCUACUCUUAUCUUUUUCUUUCUUCUUCUUUAUUUUGGAUUGGACCAAAAAUACUUUUUAAGGCGCGCCUUUUGACUCCUGCACGAUGGGGAUUAUGCUUCAAGUUAUUUUAGGAAUGUUUCAGUUCCUGCUGCUCACCAGAAUACCGACCUUCCAUGCCAAGCUCGCUCACUGGCGGCCGGCAGACUCCCCCAGAUCCAGGGAAGGUCGGGAAGUGCGACGGUGGUUGGAGGUGUAUUCCCGCAGCGGCUGCGAGCCUCGCGACACUCUGGUGGAGGUUUGGCGGGAGUUGCCGGGGGAGAUCCAUCACCUCUUCGUCCCGUCCUGUGUGUCUGUGAAGCGAUGUGGUGGCUGCUGCGCCGAUGAGGCCUUGGAGUGUGUGCCUUCGCUAACACACACUCUCACCAUGGAGCUGAUGAGAACGUCCUUCAUGAAACACGAGCUCAUCGAGCUGCCCUUUGUAGAGCACAGCCAGUGCGAGUGCAGGUUAAAGGAACAGUUCCAGCCAACACCCACUACCAGGCUCCAUUUGAAGCCAGCAGGAAAAGAGAGGAAAAAAGAGGGGAGGAAGUCCAGGCAGAGGAAAACCGGAUCCAUCAGAUCUGUAACCCAUCCUCCUCUGAUUCCUCCCUCCACCUCUCCUCCUCCACCUCCUCCUCCCACCACUCUACCUCCUCCUUCCUCUUCACUGAAGCCUCGGUGCCGCAUGUACAGUUCUCAGAUGAAGGAGCUCUCCAUGAGAACCCAUGCUCCUGUGAUUCUUCCUUUCAUGCCCCCACCUCCUCCAUCUCUUCGUCCCACCACCCUAAGCCCCUCUCUGCCUCCGUCCCCGACACCUCGGUGCCGUCCCUGCAGAGGAAGGAAGUGGGCCCUGGAUGAAACGUUGUGUCAGUGUAGAUGCACCCUCAAAGCCAAGAACUGCAGUCGAAAAGGCCAGACUCUCAACUCUCGCCGUUGCAAGUGUGAAGCGACAAGGACUUGAUCCGUCCAGCCACUUGCUUCAUAUCCCACCAAAUAUCUUUAGCUCCAUCACCUGCUCUGAGCAUCUGUGCAAUGGACAGUGCAGAUGGUCGGGCGUCCAGUAUCAACCAGAAGGAUGUAUUAGUAGAAGCACACUCUAGAACCUGUACUUGUGUAUCAUUACACCCUAAAUGUGCUGUAGAUCUGUAUGUGUGCAAGCAUAUUUUCCACCUCAUCUCUUCUGUGGCAGAGCUUUGUGUAUGCGUGGGUGUGUGUGUGUGUGUGUGCGUGUGUGUGCACAUUUUGUGUCACUUGAGUGAAGGAUGAAGGCACUGGGACUCUCUUUGCUAAGUUGUUUUUUCGUUGGAGACUGGAUUACAACUUAACUACACAAGAGACCAGACUGGUUGGGCCAAAGUGUCCUUCAUGUUGAUGUUUCGGUGGAAGGAAAACUGCACACAGGUUUAAAUCAAGAGGAUUUGAGAAGCAGCAGCAGCGUGUUAUCGGUGGACAUAUGUACUUUCAGACGCACCAGAAGGAUACGGGGCAUGUUCAUGAGCUGGCACCCCGGUGUCUCUGGGCCUAAUAGAGAGGAUGAAUGUUGGGACGGGUGGUAUCUGUGUGGUCUGCUCACUGAAAGACACAGAUGGGUUAUCCCUGCAACCGUUCACUCUCACUCAAAGCGUAUGACCACGGGCUGGCUCUCCAAGCCUCUUUCCGGCAUUUGUUUAAUUUUGAGCCCUUUGUGUUCGUCUCUCUUCAGCUCCUCAAUUGAAAGGAGCCGCUUUGCCUCUCUUUGCCUCUCUUUUCGGCAGUGAGGAGAAUGACAAUAAUGAGGCCUGGCGGCUCUCCACCGCUUCACUCACACAAACAUUCACACUUACAAUACCAGGAACACAGACGUCAAGCUAAAUGCAGACAUUGACGCUGCUGCGAUACAUAUGCAUCCGUAUCCACACACAUACAUGCAGUGUGAAAUGAAUGCUAUUAGCCAUAAGCCAUUUGUGCAAAUAUAUGUCAGUUGUUUCUCUGCAAUUUUACUGCACAGUAAACAUAUAUAGAGUAUUUUAUAUCAUGCCACUCUUUUAUAUUUUAUUAUGAUUGUCCCAGGUUGAUUGCAGAGGUAAUGGAGAGUAUAUAUUGCGGGAAGUGUCUUUGUUUUGCUUGUGUUCAUCUUUAAUCCGCCUGCACAACGACUCACGCUGGGUGGCCUGCUGAUUCGAUGCCCAAAUGUAUUGAAUUUAAACAGAGAGGGCUCACACGAGUCACAAAUGGGAGACUCUAUAGAUUUACAAAGUGUAAUUCAAACAAUCAGUGGGGUGGUGUUGUGUGCAGCACACAGAAACCAAGCAAAUAGCCGUCCCCGGUGCAGUGAAAGGAAAACAUAGCUAUUGUUGUUGCAUGUUAGAGCCCGGAUGCAGGGAGUGUUUCACACCCAGAGCAUAACUUGUUUAUAUUCAGGCUGAAUCUCACGGUUUUACUCAGUGUUACUUUAUGACCGCUCGGCCGCAGAGUCGGGAAACAAAGAUCUACUUUCCAAGCAGCUUGUCAGUCAGUCGGUGUGUGGAGCUGAAGAAGUGGCAGGUCAGAGAGUUUAAAGUCCGUUUUUUCCCCUUCAACUCCCAUUCAGAGUUUGUCUGCUGUGCCAAAUUUGACUGAGAAGAUUUUAGCCGUGACGUAUUAGGGCUUGGGGUUAGAAAACUGCUCAACAAUAGCUUGGAAACGCCGCAAUUCACGGCUCAGUGUUCAUACAGUCCCGCUGAUUGAAGAAUGGUCCCCCAGAAACAAGCUACCAUCCACAGUGGGAAUUAUUUAUGUGUCGGCACUGAAGCAGCAGAACUUUGUUUCGGUGGCUGCUGUGAUAAGCUUUGUAUUUAUACUCUCCUCAGAUGAGAUUAUGUUUUGUUUUUUUAUUUCCAUGCUCAUUGUUCAGUGUUUAUUGCUGUCAAUCAAUGCUUCAAUCACUACCUCUUUAUUAAAUAUAUAAUGUAUAUAUGCCAUAGCAAUGACAGAGUAGUAGAGCAUUAUUGUUGCUUCCUCUGCGUUGAAUGACUUAAUGAUGCAUUUGGCAAUAAGGAGAGUCUCUGGUAUAGAGACGGAUUAUUACUGUUUUAAAAGAAGAGACUGAACUGGUUCUCUGAGUACAGAGGGGAAGGUUUCCCAGCGCUUCGUUUAACCUCAAUAUUUUCACUGUCCAAUUUUGGCUUUACAGGUGCAUCCCAGUGAAUUAGAAUGUAUUUUAAAAGGUGAUUUAUUUCAGUAAUUCAACUCAAAAAUGGAAAAAUAUGUAUUAUAUAGAUUUAUUACACACAGAGUGAUAUAAUUCAAAUAUUUUUUCCUGUUAAUAUUGAUCAUUGUGGGUGAUUAUGGCUUAAUGUAUUGAAAAAGGAUAUUUAAUAGAGAACUCCAUUACUAGUUCUUUAUAAACCCACAAAAUGUCAUUGCUGAAGAAGAUAACUGCGCAGAGUACAGUAUCCAAACACACUUUUUCCUUUCACUAAGCUUUCCAUCAUGGAAUACAGCUCUGUUAAUUGGCAGCUUAUCUUACAAUUAUCUUUUGCGACUUACCCUUCUUCUGGAGGGUGUCGGUGUUAUUCAUAUUCGAAUAAAAUACACUAUCCCUAUCGCUUGUGCACUUUUAUCUACCAAACUUUGACCUUCCGCUCAACUUUCCAUUAUUUUGACAUAUUUUCCGGGUCAGACUCUGUCGGAAUGGGCCUGUUCUUUCAUUUCGGAGGCAUCCUUGUAACUUUCCAGGUAUUGCUUGAGUGUCACUUGACAGAAAGAGCAGAGUCUGAAAAGUUUCAUAUACAAACACAAGCUUGAUUAUAUAUAUGUAUAGAAGGAAAACCUACUGCAUUCACUUCAAACAUACCCUUCAUUUGUUACACGAAACACUUAUAAGGUCAAAUUGUGUAAUGAUGAUUUAUUUAUGAUGCUAUUUGUACACUCACUCCAAUCACGUUUCUUCCUUUCACUAAACUUUCCAUUGAUGUGUUUGGACGUAGCUCUGUUAAUCAGCAACAUAUUUUGCAAUUGCCUUUUGAAAAGUAUCGUUUUUGUGGAGUAGGUCAGUGUAUGCCUCUCAAGUCAGCAAUUCAUAGCAUAAUAUCCCAUAAAGACUUUUUUUUUGCCAUAUGUGAUAUUUUAAUAUUCUCUGGGGAAAAAAAUGGGUUUUUAUUAGCAGUAAGCCGUAACCAUCAAAAUUAACAAGAACAAAAAACUUGAAAUCACUCCUGUGAAUUCAUGUAAUAUCUGAGUUUUGCUCUUUUUUUUAUUGAACUACAGAAAUAAAUGAAGUACUUGAUUUUCUUAUUCACUGAGAUGCAUCUUUAUUUAGGAUCACUUUGGGGAAAGUUACAUCGGAUGGUUGAUACAAGUCUUUUUUUCUCUUAAAAUAAAACUGAUAAACACGAGGGAAUAACUACUAUCAGAGACUCUUCACGUUUUAGGUACAGAAAUAAUUACAUACACAUAAAAUGAGCUUUAAACCCUCGAGUUCGUUAGUUUUAAAUUUUCACCUGAAAAGUCCCUAAAUAAUUGUGGAUAUGACCUACUGAGCCUUAGGCCAUAGUGAUUAACCUUGGGGUCUAUGGCGAAGAGACACUUGAAACAGUUCAGAAAAUCCUCCUUGUUCCCAUCACCAGGCCAGAGUGGGAUUUUUCUACUUCUGCUUCUUCAGCGUAAAUAACGACCUCAUAAUGAUGAGUCUGAGAAAGCUUAAAAGCUUAAAUCUCCUUCUAAGCUCUUUCUGCAAAAGAAACUCUGCAUACAUUUUCCUCCUAUUAGCUGCAGCCUCAUCAACCUGACUUUUUUUUCCUCAAUUUUAACAGAUGGUCCUGAUGCUCGGACCUCCGAGGUGGAAGAGGUUAAAGGUCUCAGUUAGGCAGAUUAGGUUACUUUUGGGUAGAGCCAGACUAGUUUAUCCCUGUUUCUUUAUCUUAAUGCUAAACCCAACCACCCAGUUUAUGAACCAAAACACAUAUACACAGAAUAUACAAGGAUUAUAGUAUCAAUCCUCAUGUUUAACUCUUGAGACGGGAGUUUUUUUGGGUGUGUGAUAUCACUUGCAGUCUUUCCUGUGUGGACAUUAAUAAUUUGCAUAAGCAUUUAACACUUUGUGUUUUAAGAUUAGGGAAUAUUUAAAUAAGCAAACAAAUGUUAGAGGGAAACCUGUGAGUAUUUGGACCGCAGUACAAAUUGCACUUGUGAUGGACAUUGCAGAGCACAUACUGUAAGAUCAAUUCAUGAUAAAACAAGAAAGAAAAUCUAUUUUGAGGACCAACAGAAACGAAAUCACACAUUCACUUGUGAUGUACAAAAGUAUUUACAACAUUUAGACUUUUUCAUAUUUGGCCACAAUAACCACACAAGCUUCAAUAUAUUUUAUUUGUAUAUAUAUUCUUUUUUAGAUUGACAGAUGCAAAACACUAACUAGCGCAUAAUUGCAAAGUGGAAGGGAAAGUAUACAACAGCAGUCUCAGCUGCUUGUCUCCUUUGGUCUGAAUUUGUUUAUUUUCAGAUUUUGCCACAGAGUCUCAAAUGGAUAUGUCUAGACUUUGACUGGGCCAUCCUAACACAAAUAUAUUUUUAUCUAACCCAUCCCAUUGUAUUUCUGGCUGUGCUUUCUGGGGAUUUUUUUUUUUUUUUUGCCAGGAGUUGUAAUGCUCUCCUUGCUGCCCCUGUGUGUUUAGAUAGACUGCCAUCUCUUAGUAGGUGAUGUGUAUCAUUUACCUUUCACUUUACAAUUAUGUAGGACUUUGUGUUGGACUGUCUCAUAAAAUCUCAAUACAACACAUUGUAGCUUGGAGCUGCAAUGUGUUGCUUCACAAAAUAUCAAAGAGUUCAGUGUGUAUUAAUACUUUUGCAUCAUAUUAUGCACAUUUUCAUCAAGCGUUCUGUCUUAAUGCAUAAAAUCUGAUCAGUUUGCCAGGAAAUUUUUAUUCUACUAUCAUCUGGAUUUAUCUGUCCUGCCUCUUCAUGCAGAUAUACAGUGUGGACAUGUUUGUAACUCUUAGAUGUCCUUCUCCUGUGUGAACAUCAGUGUGCUAUGUACUGUUGAGGUAACUCUCUCCAGCUUCCAGUGUCUGAAUAAACUCUAGUUACCCCCUACUGAACUCUGUAACAUCCUAUAACCUGUCAUAUCCGUGCUUUGUAUGACAUAGUGGAUACUUUAGACAUAUCUGUAACUUCAUUUUAGCUGUCCAUUACAACAAAUCUCUACUCUGCAAAUACUUUGUACUGCUGUAGCCUAUGUAGAGACAAGAAAGCAACACUCUUUUUUUGCUGCUACACCAUUUGUGCCCUUUUAUGAUGUCUUUGUAGAAAACAAUGCAGGUUUAUGUUGUAUCAACUUGUAAGUUAAUUGGGUCCUUGUCCUCAUUAAAAGUGUACUCUGCGUCCUUGAAUAUAUCCAGAAUUAUACCAGAAUACAACCAUGAUGUUACAGAUGUUAUUAAAGGAAAUGUCUUAUUUUUCA
This is a messenger RNA of Gambusia affinis (western mosquitofish), 7507 nucleotides long. RefSeq names its product vascular endothelial growth factor Ba (gene vegfba). Lineage: Eukaryota; Metazoa; Chordata; Actinopteri; Cyprinodontiformes; Poeciliidae. The transcript has 9 exons. Gene Ontology annotation, cellular component: membrane. The record is from RefSeq and is a predicted model, not a curated record. The coding region runs from base 1154 to 2050 and encodes 298 amino acids. Gene Ontology annotation, molecular function: vascular endothelial growth factor receptor binding; heparin binding; chemoattractant activity. Gene Ontology annotation, biological process: positive regulation of endothelial cell proliferation; response to hypoxia; vascular endothelial growth factor receptor signaling pathway.